AUGAGUAAUGUUUACGUGUUUUAGUGUUUAUGUCUUAUGAGGACAAUGUCAAUGUUUACAAACUUGUAAUCAACUAAUCAUAUAUUAUAUUGUAAUAACGUGCUAUAAUAAUACGCCUCAUAGCGAUUCUAGGCAUAAAAGAUACCACAUUGAGUGAAACUAGUAGUAGCAAGUAAUGACAAAUUAUUCGCAAAGCAGUAAUGUAAAUUUACGGAGACUUUCGACGACAGAUAAACCAGUUUAGGAGACGCGUGUCAUGGAAACCAUUCGUAAACAGAUUUAGACUGCCCCCAUAUAUAGACAGAAAUUCGAAAUAAUGAAUAUAGAUAAAAGGAGGAGAGCUCGUGUACAGGGUGGCUGGGCUCAGCAUCAAAGUGAUGCUGAUAGAGAAAAGCCUGAACAGCAUUUAGUGAAUACCCAAUCACUGGUUCAGGCUCAAAAUAUCUCUACUUUUUCUGGAAGUGCAAUAUUACGGAAUAAAGGAAAUGAUUUUGAAGCCAAGUCUACAUUUGAGUUUACAGACCCAUAUUCAAAACUGCAGUCAGUGCAAGGGGACAUGCAUGAAGUUGCUGAAAAAUUAUUUCUGGGCAGCCUGAUUGCAGCAAAGAAUUGGAUGGAAUUGAAGAGGAAUGGAAUUACACACAUAUUGUCCGUAAUGGAUGUUCCCCUUCCCCGAACACACACACAGGGUUUUACUUACAAGUUUGUGAAAUCAAUGGACAUGGCCGAUGCUGAUUUGCUCAGUUAUUUUGAUGAGUGCCACAACUUUAUCGAAGAUGGAUGUGAAUCUGGUGGGAUUCUUGUUCACUGUUUGGUCGGCGUGUCAAGGAGUGCAACUCUAGUCAUUGCUCAUUUAAUGAAGAAGGAGGCUGUCACGAUGGAGAAAGCGCUAGCAAAAGUGAGACAGAUACGAUUUGUGAGUCCAAACCCAGGUUUUAAACACCAGCUGAAGGUGUAUGAGAGCUGUGGUUGUCAUAUGGAUGAAGAUUGUAUGGAGUUCAGAAAGCUCAGACUUAGCAAGCUGUCUCCGAUCAUGCAGGAGCCAGGAGACAAGAUUCUGCCUGAAAGCGUGUUGGCGAUUGACCCGAUAAAUAAGUCCGGAAGAGAUGUCUGUCUCUAUAAGUGCAAAAAGUGCAGGCGCUCUCUGUUUUGUGAGAGUAGUAUCAUCUCGCACUUCCGUGGGUAUUGGGCACCAGUGCCCGAUUGGAAGCUGAAGCUUAGACUGGUGAAGAUGCCAGCAGAGUCAGCAGAGCCAGCAACUGAGGGCAAGGAAUGUCUGGACUCCAUCCAUGUGGAGCCAGUUCAAUGGAUGGCAGAUGUUAUCCUAUCCCCUGUUGGGAAGAUACACUGUCCAAAGUGCUCUUUCAAAAUUGGCUCCUUCAAUUGGGCAGGUGAACACUGUUCGUGUGGCACGUGGGUGACACCAUCUAUCUGCAUGGACAAGAAAAAGGUGGACAAGUGCCAGCCAUUGGUCUCACCUGUAACUACUGCUCAGUCAAAAGAACACACACCAUCACAGGACACUCAGUUGCCUACCACUCUGCCAAUCGGUGACAAACCAUUAUCAUCCACAACUAGGUCGAAAAAUUAGCGUUAGUGUUAUCUGACAAGUAAAGCAUAUGAUAGUUCAGCAUGUUCACCAUGACACCAAACCUUGUACUGUAUCAAGCAUAAUAUAAUCAUGGUUAUGAUAGGACACGGCAAGAAAGUAAAACAGCUAUAUAAGUUGAAUGGCACCUAAGUGCCAGGAUAUUUAUUCAGCACGUAUCUGCAAGUCAAUAAAUAUAUUUUGCCUAACAAAAUAUAGCACAGAGCUGCACAGCGAUCAUGUGACUUGUGACAUUUGCUAUCACCUUGUAUUGUUAUCUAUUACUAGCUGGUUUGCACUCAAUAAUUUCUAACUAAUGAGGGAUUUUUAGACAGGCAACGUCAGCGCCACAGAGUUUACAAACUACUUUAAUUAUCAAACAGCACUGAUAAAUCAUCAUACGUAUGACGCAGGGAAUAACAUUUUACUGAAUUUUCUAGUGCUGUUGAUAUUUAGUUUCCAUUACAAGCUAUGCAAAUUCUAAAUACAUAGUAUGCCUUUUAACAGCUGGUAGCAGUUGGCAUCACAUGGUAUAUUUUCUAGAUUAGUGAUGUAUUAUUUAAUUUGCAUUGCACGUAUGUAAAGCAAUUGUGUUGUUUUCUAUCAAACAAAUCUGAUAUUGAACGUGAGCAAAGCUUGUCAUUUAUUUACACGUAUUAUUGUAAGGUCUUAAUUGUAAAAAUCAUAUGAUUACCUCUCA
Messenger RNA from Priapulus caudatus, 2288 nucleotides. Its product is annotated as dual specificity protein phosphatase 12-like. Gene Ontology annotation, biological process: protein dephosphorylation. The record is from RefSeq and is a predicted model, not a curated record. Gene Ontology annotation, molecular function: protein tyrosine/serine/threonine phosphatase activity. Gene Ontology annotation, cellular component: nucleus. The transcript has 10 exons. The coding region runs from base 317 to 1591 and encodes 424 amino acids. NCBI's taxonomy places the organism in Eukaryota, Metazoa, Priapulida, Priapulimorpha, Priapulimorphida, Priapulidae.